CGACGAGAUAUGGUGCAAGUCAGACACGGACAGAAUCGCUGGAUGGAGAGGAAGCGUCUCUCCUUGUGAAUCCUCGCCAUUAUUAUUCUUGUGCAUUUUUCCAUUGUGUCGUGUGACAUAUUUCCUCAUUUCGCAAUAUUCUGUUGGAUUUCCCCGUGAAUAUUUUCAACAUUAGUGCGCAUUGUCGAACAUUUUACAAACCGCAGACAAAGAGAACCUCCGCCAUUAUACACCGAAUUUCUAAUAAGUACCUUUGCCCAUUAGUUGGACAUUUUCGACUAAUUACAGUGAAGAUUGUGAUGUGAUUUGAUGUGUGAAUACAAAAUUAACUUAGUGUCCAGCACAUCCAUUCCCAUCAAGAGUCCAAAGAGAGCAGAAUAAGGACUGAAGUGUGUGGGAGGAAUUAAAGGAUAAUGAGAAGUGGUGCAGAAAGCAGUGAAUCAUAGCGAAUUAUAAAGUGCAAAGUACAGUCCUGUGAUGUAUUUGUGGCUGAGCUUGAGAUGAGGGUAGAGAAAAACGUUUAUUUGUGGCAGGCGAGAGGAUAAAUUUUUGGGGUUUCAACGAUACAGAAAAGAAGUGUGUUGACGAAAAAGGAGGCGAAAUAGGGAGCGAGACAGAAAGUGAAAGAGGGACGAAAAAAGCAGAAGAGAUGCAUUCGCCAGUUCGAUCAUCGCCAUUGGAUUUACGACCCGCCCUUUCGGCAUCACCGACGCAAAUUGGAAAUGACAAGCCACGACCACCGCUGGUGAAACCGCCCUAUUCCUACAUCGCCCUAAUCACAAUGGCCAUUCUCCAGUCACCCCAAAAGAAGCUCACCCUCAGCGGCAUCUGCGAGUUCAUUAUGACACGGUUUCCCUACUAUAAGGAAAAAUUUCCAGCGUGGCAGAAUUCCAUAAGGCACAACCUCAGUCUCAAUGAUUGCUUUAUCAAAGUUCCACGCGAACCGGGAAACCCAGGAAAGGGGAACUUCUGGACUCUGGAUCCCCUGGCGGAGGAUAUGUUCGACAAUGGAAGCUUCCUGCGCCGUCGGAAACGAUACAAGCGGACAAAUAUUCCGCAGGGUUUGUCUUUUCCCUCAGUCUUCAGCACUUUCACCCCGUUCUGGGUGAGGAAACCCGUGCCCAUCUUGCCAGCUCAAAUUGACGCUUCUCGCUUCUCCAGCUACAUUGAGAACUACGAGAUCUUCGCCCACAGACAAGAGCUUCUCCAGGGUGCGGAUUACAGCAUGUCUCCUGAGGUGAAUCACUACAAACCGCACGAGAUCAAGGCGGAAAUUCCGGGCAAUUCCUCCCCGUCCGCGAAAAUGCCCAUGCGAAAGGGCUUCGAGGGCUGUCGAAACUACUCCUCAGUCCUCAACAUUUUGUCUCGCAACAGCGAGGCCAACAGGAAGGAGUUCCUGGAGAACAUCGAGAGAUCCACAGGCAUCUUCUGCAAUCGCUCACUGCCGCCGGACGUGGGCGCGUAUGCCAAGGAGACGAAGCUGGAGGACGCUCACACGUCAUUCAUGCGCCCUGAGAUUCACAGUGACUUCGCCACGUGCGAUGGCUCCAAUGAUAAGAUCGAUGUUGAGAGUGAAAGUGACUCAGAGGGAGAGAUUAAGAGGAAUUUCAUACCCUUCGACGGAUACAGUCACAAUCCCAUCCAUUAUCAGGCAACUCCCGUGAGCUGUGGCGUGUUGCCGCGCGACAGAGAUGAUAAGAAUCCCACCUUGCAGCCGGAGAAUCUCGUCAACACAGAGAUGGCGCAGAAUUUGAGCGCCAAGCCUGGCAAUCUUGUCAAGAAUCCCACAUACGAUGAGUUGCUGGGUAUCUGCUCGAACUUCUCCAAUCGCUACGCCACCGUGACAAACUUCCAGGAGAUCAGUAAAGCCCGAGAAGAGGAGAUUCCGCACAUCAGGGACGAGAAGAUCAACGCAGAGACGCCCCACAGAGAUGAUCAAGACACCACAAUUCUGGAGUCCAACAUCCUCACGAAGAAGCGGAAGUACGCAAAUGUGAAGGGCUUUAGCAUAGAAAAUCUAAUAGGGCAGGCAAUCGAUGAGACAUGAAAGCGCCACACUUGAGUGAAUCUCCAACAUCAAUUACACUUCCCUCACUUUUUUUCUCUGGAGAGGAAACUUUCGCCCCGAAAACGUCGCUGAGCUGAUGGAGAUGAAAGACGGGCGAAGAACUUUAAGAGGAGAACACCAUUGGAAAUUUCUCCCUUCAAGAUGCGGAGAGACUAAGAUGAAGCAUUUCCCUUUUGCAUCUCAGAUACAUAACAAAUGUACAUAGGAUAUAUAGACAUUCGCAAUUCUCCCCUUCGUUCAUGUAUGUUUUAGCAAUGUGAUGUGUAUAUAAGGAUUGGAUUGAUAUGUGAAACUCUCUUUCUUAGAAUAUGGAAGAAAAUGGAAAAAAAACUUGUCUUUGUGAAAUGUAUAAGAUAAUUAUGUAAUUGAAUGUAGUUUUCAGAGAGAAAUUCCACUUUAAGGCAUAUAAAAAAUUGUAUGUAAGAGUCAUUCGCAAAAAUGGAAACCUUCUCAGUAAUUCAUUAUAUUAUAAAGUGCAGAGAGAAAA
Phlebotomus argentipes is the source of this 2555-nucleotide messenger RNA. RefSeq names its product fork head domain-containing protein FD3 (gene fd59A). Bases 650 to 2047 code for a protein of 465 amino acids. Gene Ontology annotation, biological process: anatomical structure morphogenesis; regulation of transcription by RNA polymerase II; cell differentiation. Gene Ontology annotation, molecular function: RNA polymerase II cis-regulatory region sequence-specific DNA binding; DNA-binding transcription factor activity, RNA polymerase II-specific. NCBI's taxonomy places the organism in Eukaryota, Metazoa, Arthropoda, Insecta, Diptera, Psychodidae. The transcript is spliced from 3 exons. The record is from RefSeq and is a predicted model, not a curated record.